AUGGUUGGCGUCGGCGGCGUCUCGUGUUCGCUCGCGACCUUCGACGACGAGGUGGAGGUGAAGUUCCGGGGCCAGAGCGCCGACCGCGCGCGGGCGCGGCUCGAGCAGGUGCGGGGGUGCAACGUGCUGCGCGGCACGGGGCGGUACCUGCAGGCCCUGCGCGCCCUGGAGCAGCUCUGCUCGGGCGCGGGGGUGCAGGUGGGCAUCCUGCUCAGCGACGGCGAGCCGACCGAGGUGAUCUGGGAGAAAAGCGCGACCCCGCGUGCAUCGAGCAGGCCCUGA
Molecule: messenger RNA, 282 nt
Organism: Prorocentrum cordatum
Lineage: Eukaryota; Dinophyceae; Prorocentrales; Prorocentraceae
Source: the annotation of a GenBank genome assembly